This is a messenger RNA of Macadamia integrifolia, 405 nucleotides long. Its product is annotated as trigger factor-like. The record is from RefSeq and is a predicted model, not a curated record. Lineage: Eukaryota; Viridiplantae; Streptophyta; Magnoliopsida; Proteales; Proteaceae. Bases 1 to 405 code for a protein of 134 amino acids. The transcript is spliced from 3 exons.
AUGACUGUAGAGGAUACAGAGGCUGCACCUGGUGUAGUGAUAGAGAAAUCUGAUGAAGAACAAAAUAAGGGGGAAAUCAGCGAAGAAGAGGAUGAUGACGAUGACGAUGACGAUGACGAUGAAAGUGACGAUGAGAAUGAUGGAGAUGACUCUGAUUCUGAAGGCGAUGAUGAGGAUCCAGGAGGAUAUUCUGUGUAUGCUAUUCAGUCGGCACUCAUAAUCCACAUGAAAGGGGAAGAUCCGAUGUCAGAUUCAGAGGAUAUUGAAGGCUAUGAGAUCAUUUUUGAGGGUGAAGUAAACCCUAUAGCAGAGCACAUGAGUAGCAUCUAUGAGCAUUUGGUUAAGAUAAAACUUGAGGUUGAUGGAAUUGACCGAAUGUUAGGUGAAGUGGGCAUCAGUGAAUAA